Melitaea cinxia (Glanville fritillary) is the source of this 6676-nucleotide messenger RNA. RefSeq names its product E3 ubiquitin-protein ligase lubel (gene LUBEL). Lineage: Eukaryota; Metazoa; Arthropoda; Insecta; Lepidoptera; Nymphalidae. Gene Ontology annotation, molecular function: K48-linked polyubiquitin modification-dependent protein binding; K63-linked polyubiquitin modification-dependent protein binding; ubiquitin protein ligase activity. Gene Ontology annotation, biological process: protein linear polyubiquitination. The transcript is spliced from 20 exons. The record is from RefSeq and is a predicted model, not a curated record. The coding region runs from base 16 to 6552 and encodes 2178 amino acids. Gene Ontology annotation, cellular component: LUBAC complex.
UGUUUGGUUUCACAGAUGCUGAAGAAUCGGGGACGAGACCCACGCUCGGCAGUGCCGAGCACGCCUCUGUCCGUCCGUUCUGUCACUUCCCGAUCUCCUAUGGCGAAGCCCGAACCAGACUACGAGGUUGUGGAGUUCCCUUCUGACCAAUAUGUAAACGCAAACAUGCAAGCACCACCGCCGCCUCCGCCUAGACCUCCUACUGGUCACCCAACAGACGCGGGAGCCUCCUGUGGGCUGUGUGGCGGAGGAGGUGCGCGCGUGCGAUGCACUGAAUGCGGUCGACGUGCACUGUGCGCCUCGUGUGAUGACAUGUACCAUAGGCACCCGAAACGGAGACAUCAUCAACGUCAAGCUUUAUCACAUUCACAAAUUCUUGAUGAACGACCCCCGCUGCCACCGAAGGUUGCCCCUCCGGUCCCGCCGCCACGAAGACAUAAGAUAAGUGGCGAAAGAACAAGCGCAAGUCCUCGACCACAAGUUUUGGACCAACGACGAGCUACUCUUAACAUAUCACAGGGAGCGCAUAAUCCAACAAUAACUAAUACCAAUCAUUUUGCAACACAACGCGCUCAUAUCCAACACCCGCAGCCAGCAGUAAUGAAUAUGACAGCACACAUGGGCAGUAUGCCAUACUUGCCUAAUGCAGUCCAUCAUGCAAACGCACCUGUUGCUAGUCAAGAGCACACUAUUGGACAAUUCUCUUCUUGGGGCAGACCACGUGCUUCUCUUUCGGGAUUUAACAUGGCUCAAAAUAUGGUGCAGCAACCACAUCCACUUGAGCCAUGGGAAGGACAAGAAAAUUUGACUACCCAGAGUUGGGGACGCCCGUUAAGGCGUGGAACAUCUGUCAUGGAAUUAGGUGGAGGACCAACAGGUUGUUCUGGAUGCGCUCACUGCGCUGGCAAUCCCUGGCGUUAUGGAAGUUGCGCCAACUUAGAUCACCAGUGGCUUAGUCCAGGCCCAGGGCCUGGUCUUGCUGCCUGGCCGCAAACUUGUUGUAAUCCACACGUAGGCACGCACAACCCUCGAAUGCUUCCUCAAGCACAUAUCCAUCCACCACAAACCCCACAGCCAUAUCGUAGAAUCGAGAGUCGAGCAUCACGUGCAGCUUCACGAGCAGGUUCCCGAGCUGCCUCUCCAGCUUUAAGCGUACGAUCUCGCACGUCACGUCGGUCUAAGCAUCGGACACCGUCUCCACCGUUACCAUCAAGUGAUGCUGACUCUGAGAGUGAAGUAGAAAGCGAUCACCCAGAUAUACAAGAUAAAGAAGAAGAGAACCUGUUAGGCCCCGCUCCACCACCAGCAAUUGCUUCCUGGCAAUGCGAACAUUGCACCUUUGUAAACGAGCCUGGUGUAAGAGUAUGCGCAGUGUGCUGCCGAACACCAACUGUAAAACCGAAAAUUAUUGCCGAUGUUGUUAAAAACGGUGUUACUAAUCUUAAAAUUGCCGAAAGAAAUUCACAUUCUCCUACCUCACCGUCUAACCGUGUAGCUGAGCAAACUCGAAUAAAAAAUGAUAGCAAAAUCAACAAUACCAGAUCUACUAAAGAACGUACGUCUACAGGAUGUGGACCAUCUCCUCCAAGAGAAGAUAAAUCAGUGUCUAAAACUGUAAAUAAACAAACAACUCCUCUCGUAAAGGAACAAAGUAAUGAUCGAAUAGAAUCAAAGCGAAUUCGACAUGAUAUAGCAGUAGGUCCAUCGCCUCCAAAAGAAUUUCAAGAUAGACAGAAAAUAUCUUUAUCAAAAAAUAAUACAACAAAUCAAACCUCAAAUAAAUUUGGAUCUUCUACGAGACUUGAUAGUCCUGUAGACGUACCUAUAAAGUCACAUAGCGUUUCUGUAGGUCCCUCCCCACCAAGAGAUAGUCCCAAGCGUACAAUGUCAUCUCACCAAAGUAACUCCAUAAAUUUUCAAAAAAAGUCCGUUGGAAACUCGCCUCCUCGAGAAAAUGAUGAUAUUCGACCUUCAUCUAAAUCUAGUCGUACUACUACUGGAACUUCUCCACCACCACAGAGUAUUUCAACACAAACUUAUGAAGUCCCGAGUAAUUGGGAGCGAGCUCAAUCAGUAACAAGAUCUCGAUCGAGGCGACGUUUACGGGAUGAGAAUCGGCGAGAAAGAUCACAUAGUAGACUUUCUUUAUCUAGUGAUACACGCGAUAGCGAAAGAAGUGUUCGCACCACUGGUGGCAGGUGGGAAUGGCGAGAGCCCCGUGACAGUAGUCCAAGUGCAGACUGGAGCGAGAGCGAGCGGCAACGAGCCACCCGUCUCACACGACGAGCAUCACAUCUCGAUGUCCGACGACGACCGGCACGACGCUCAAGUGUUUAUGGAUCUGAGGCUCCUUCUCCCGAACCGCUGUCGAAUAAUCGCGCAAUAUCACUCGAAGCACUAGCUGGCUCGAGGCGUGAAGCUGAAAGGGGCUUAGAAUUGGCACGUUUAAUGACAGAAGCUGAAAGAUUAGGUUUUAGUGCAGCUGAAGUUCAUGCAGCGUUAGCACAAAAUCCAGUAGCUCCACUCGCGUGGCUGAGCGAGCGGUGGCCCAGUCUUGUCGCAGGAGUACGCGCCGCCGCUGCCCGGCUCGCACCAGGAGUUACCGUCACGGAUCUCGAAGCUCGCGCGUCUUUAGCGAGACAUAGAGGAGCUAUGUGGCCUGCUGUUAACGAAUGUGUUGAGAGAUAUCGCCGACAGGCAGAGAUGAUGGGUGUCGGUGAAGAAAGUAGAAUGCGGGGUCACGUGUGGGGCCCACCUACAGGUGCAGAUGACGAAGGAGCGCCCCCAUCUGCAUUAUCCGGCCACAUACACCGCACUCGCGCAGAAGACAGUUCAGAUGAAUUUGAAGUAACUACAAAAAAAUUUCAAGACGAUGACUGGAUGUACUUACCAUUAGAAAUAAAUACCAUGACGAAUUAUGAAUUAGAACGACCAAUAAUAAAAGAACACACAAAUGUAACAAACGUAAACACUGGCGUUAACAAUAGCCAAGACAUAGCGGAAAAAUUAAAGACUUUACUAAUUAAAGCUGGUAUACCUUUAGGCGAUGAAAACUUACUUCUCAAAGGUUUGUUGGGCAACCGUUCAUCAAAUUUGAAGGGUAAAAACUUAACACUCACUACAACCUCUACAGAAGACCAGCCUAAUGUACCAGAUUUAAUUCAAUCAGAAAAUGACUUUAUUGCUGCGUAUAAUGCAUUAACAAGAUCGAGCCCAUUACCAAGAUUAAACAAUGAUGUUAACGGAAUAAACGAGAACUUAAAACAAAUUAUUACUGAAAAUGACCAAGAAAAUAUUGAUAAUACAUCAGCAAAUCAAAUAAAAGAUGCAAAUAUAAUAAACAAGUCAAAAGAUACUGAAUCCCAGUUAACUCCUAUUGAUAAAAUGACCAACAAAAAAUUCAAGGAAAUUCAUGAGAAAACAAAUUUAAAUGAAAAAAAUAUUUCAAGUAAAAAUAAUAAUGAAAGUGAAGAACUUGUUCAAAAAGAUCAUACAAAGAAUGUAAAUAAUAAAACAACUAACCUAAACGACAUAGUAGACAAUACGCAAAAAUUAAUUCAACAAAUGAAAAAAGAAAUCAAUUCUGAUAUUAAUUACAUAGACAAUAAUAGCAUUACUCAAAGUGAAGUAGGUGACAGCAGUAAUGAUAUGCAUUCCUCAUCAGAAAAAGAGUCUAGUUUUAGUGAUACGCAUGGUAAUGACACAGAAGACUUAUCAUCCGAUGAAAAAGAUACAUCAACUAGCGCCGAAGAAGACCCAAGUAACCAACUGAACACUCGAAUAUCUGUCCAAAGAACUAGUUCGGAAGAUAAUGAUAAUUUUGAAGAAGCUAUGGAUCAUGUCGAGAAUGAGCUCGAAGAUUUUAAGCAAACCAACAUUGAAAUGCUAAAUUCUAUAGCUAGAAGCUUACAAGAAGAACAUACUAUGACAAUAGAACUCAAUGAGCCAAAACAACAAACAAGAAAUAGUCAAGAUGUAAAUAACAAUUUAUUUGCUGCAGUAAAUUCUUUUGAAGAAAUCUACGCUGAACUUAACAACAAUGGACAAAACAAUGAAAAAAAUAAGGUGCAUAACUAUAUUGAUAGAAAUUACAAGAAAAAUUCUGUAAAUAAUGAUAAUGAAACUAAAGUAACAACAAAAUUAAUUCCUGAAUACACCAGACACAACAUUACUACCUUUUAUUUUAAGCCUGAUUCACCUACUAAGUUAAUAGUUACUGAUCAAAUUCCCCAAUUUUUUACUGCAUACGUAGGAAAUUUGGUUGAUUCAUUAAAUGUGGAAAACAGAAUCUCCCUUGAACCAGAUUUUAGUGAUCGAGCAAAAGAAAUUGUAGAUGAAUCUUUGCAAGAAGUCUUAGAAAAUAAUAUACCCGACGAAGAUAUACAAUCAACGAAAGAACAGAACGUUAUUUUCAAUAACAAAGUUGAAACUUUAGAAGAACAUAAAUCAGUUCCAGUUAUUAUAUCGACAUUAAAUACAAAUAGUGAAAAUACAAUUACGGAAGAUUUAAAUCAGACAAGUUCUCUUAGCCCUAAAGAACAUACCAUUGAAAACACAUUAAUGGAUCGAAAUGCCGAAAUUUUCGACAACAAUAUUUUAAGCGAUCGUAGACACCAAAAUAUUAGCGCUCAAACGGGAAACGAAUCUAGUUUUCACUCACACAGAAAAGAAAACCCAGACAAGGUGCCUUUUGACGGUAAUGAAAAAUUAAAAUCACCUCCUGUAACAAAUAAAUCAAAUAUUCCAAAACUAAUAAAAACGAUACAAAGUCCCAAACAAAAAAUAGAUGGUAAAAAUUUACCUAAACUUAUAACUAGUAAAGUUCCUAUUCGAAGAGCUAGCUUAAAACAGUAUCCUGCACCUAAUCCCCCGAAAGGUCACUUUGGAAAUGUUCAAAGUGGACAGGUUAAGAAAUUGCAAACGAGACUAUUUAACAACAAAGUGAUGAAAACGAACACAGACUCUCCUUCGAUGCCGGAAGUAAUAGCUUCAACUUCUAAAAUAACAAAAAGGAACCCAGCUCCUCAACCUCCUCUAUCACAAGAAUCUAAACAAUCUCAGCAGCAAGAAACAUCUGUCGUAAAGAAAAAAAAUGAAUUUUUUAGAGAAACGUGUCGCACAGAAGAUGAAUGGACUGAUAGUGACAAAGAGGAACAAGUCUUUCAAAUAAAUUUGUAUAAAGAAGAAGAAUCAAUUCCAACACCACUUUCACCAAUACAACCUGUAACUUUGCGUCAAAUUUCUGGUCAACUAAUAGACUUAGCCAAUGUUCGUCUGCCAGAAGGUUCACCCGAGAGACAAGCACGAAUGCUAUUAGCAGAAGGUGCCACAGAAACAUGGGAACAAGCCCAGCUUGCUGUGAAUUUGAUUGCGCAAGGAACAGAUCCUCCUGCGGCUCUUUUGGCUGCAUUAGAAUGUGCAGAUCUCACAUCAGCACUAGUUUACUUACAUCAAGACUGUGAACUUUGUGCAUCUAAAUUUCCAGAACACGAGAUGGUAUCCAUGUUAAGUUGUACACACAGAUGCUGUCGGGAAUGUGCCCGCCACUACUUUACAGUACAAAUUACGGAACGUAGUAUAGUUGAUUGUGUCUGCCCUUAUUGUAAAGAGCCGGAGUUAGAAAACCUUCCAGAAGAUGAUUGGCUUGAUUACUUUGCACAUAUGGAUAUUUUGUUAAAGACGUUAUUGGAUAUAGAAGUACAUGAACUAUUUCAAAGAAAGUUACGUGAUAGGACUCUUGCAAAAGAUCCCAAUUUUAAAUGGUGCGUGGAAUGCUCCUCCGGAUUUUUUGUUCAUCCAAAACAAAAGAAGUUACGAUGUCCAGAGUGCAAAUCUAUUACCUGCUCAAGUUGCAGAAAAAAGUGGACUGUAAAUCAUGACGGAGUAACGUGCGAACAAUACGCCACAUGGCUCGAAGACAACGAUCCUGAAAGAUCUAUAGCAGCUGUACAACAACAUUUACGUGAAAAUGGAUUGGAGUGUCCAAGAUGUCGUUUCAAAUACUCAUUAUCUAGAGGGGGCUGCAUGCACUUUACAUGUACACAAUGCAAGUACGAGUUCUGCUACGGUUGCGGAAAGCCAUUUACUAUGGGUGCGCGCUGCGGUCUGAGUGACUAUUGCGCCAAACUUGGCUUGCACGCGCACCAUCCACGCAACUGUCUUUUCUAUCUGCGUGACAAGGAGCCGCACGAAUUGCAAACUCUUUUACAAAUGAACAAUGUGACAUAUGAAACAGAAGCAACGGAAAGUAGUAACAAUCGAUGUCCGAUACAGUUACAACGUGAGACACCGACUGGACUCGUUGACACCACUUGUGGCAACGAAGUUCAGGCAAAUCAAGCUGGACUUUGCAAGAACCAUUACUUGGAGUACUUGAGCCGACUGGUGCGAAGCCGGAAUAUCGACCCGCUGCCGAUCUUGGGAGUGGACGACUUAGAGACGCUAGUACGUCGAGCAGCCUUGCGACUUCCGCCCCGACCCUACGGCUCGCUCGAAGGCCUCUACAAACGGGGCCUUACCGAGAUCGUCAGAGAAAAGAUACCACUCGACUGAAUAUCCGAAUUUUACCUAUCAAAGAAGAAAUCAAAGAAUCGUCGAUUUCUUUAGCUUGCAUUAUAUCAUUAAAACUUAUUUGAUUUUCGUAUAGAAUAUUUUAAUUUAAAUUAAUUAUAAAGUA